Brassica napus (rape) is the source of this 2111-nucleotide messenger RNA. Its product is annotated as exopolyphosphatase-like. Bases 124 to 1752 code for a protein of 542 amino acids. The transcript is spliced from 9 exons. Gene Ontology annotation, molecular function: pyrophosphatase activity. Lineage: Eukaryota; Viridiplantae; Streptophyta; Magnoliopsida; Brassicales; Brassicaceae. The record is from RefSeq and is a predicted model, not a curated record.
AUCAUACAAUAACAAGUAGGUUCUCUCUCAUUAAGUCUUUUUUAAAAUGUCAGCGAACAUAUAUAAACUCAGAUAAGUUGACAAUCCCAAUUGCAUUCCGAGCAAAGAAGAAGAAGAUCAACGAUGAACUCCUCAAAUCUACAGUCUCACCCAACCGCACCACCACACCUCUUCACCUCCAUCGACAUGGGAACAAACUCCUUCAAACUCCUCAUAGUCCACGCCGAUCCUUCCACCAGAUCCUUCGUCCCCGUCGAGCGUCUCAAGGAGCCAGUCGUCCUCUCCCGCGAAUCUCCAACCUCGAUCUCCCCUCAAUCCCAAUCCCGCGCGAUUCAAUCCCUCCGCAAAUUCAAAUCCCUCAUCCUCUCCCACAACGUCCCACUCAACCAGAUCCGCUGCGUCGCAACAGAAGCCCUCCGCCGAGCUGAGAAUCAAAAACACUUCGUCGAGACGGCGCUCGACGACGUCGGGAUACAGAUCGACGUCCUCUCCGGAGAAGAGGAAGCCAGAUUAGUUUACCUAGGUGUGCUUCAGUUUUUGCCUGUGUUCGAGAGGUCUGCGCUGUGUAUCGAUAUAGGAGGUGGAUCUACUGAGUUUGUUGUAGGUAAGCGUGGUGAGGUUAAGCUAGCUGUUUCUUUGAAGCUAGGUCAUGUGAAUCUGACGCAGAUGUGUGUUGGAUUGGUGGAGAUGAGGGAGUAUAUACGCGGUGUGAUCAGUGAGUCUAGUUUAGGGGAGAGAUUGAGAGAGUGUGAGGGAUUUGAGGUUGUUGUGGGGUCUUCCGGGACGAUUCGAGCUAUUGAGAACGCUGUUUUCAGUGGAUAUGGGAGUGAUCUGUGUCAUCUCGAGGAGGGGUAUAAGAGGGAUUGGAGAUUUGGGAGGAGUGAGCUGAGUGGUGUUGUGGAGAGGUUAUGUAGUGAAGGAGAUGAGGGAUUGAUUAGGAGAGAAGGAUUUUUCGGUAGAAGAGCAGAGUUUAUUGUCGCUGGGGCGGUUUUGUUGGAGGAGAUAUUCGAGGCUCUGGGGAUUGAGGAGAUGGAGGUGUCGGAGUACGCGUUGGCGGAAGGUGUGAUUGCUGAUUCUUUGGGUAAAGCUUUUGGUGGAUUGUAUGAUUUGAAUGCUAAUGCGAGGUGGAGGUCGGUCAUGAGGCUUGCAACGCGGCUCAAUGGGAAGAAGCGAAUGAAUCAUGCGGUACACUGUGCUAAUAUCGCCAAGGAGAUCUUUGUAGGUUUGAGGAAGUGCAAUGACUUUAACGUCGUGUUAGAUGAUAAGGAUCUUGAGUAUCUUGAAGCUGCUUGUUUUUUGCACAAUAUUGGAAUCAUCACAGGGAAAAAAGGGUAUCAUAAGCAGUCUUAUCAUAUCAUUAAGAAUGGAGAUCAUCUCUACAGCUACACUGCUGAGGAAGUCGAGCUUAUAGCGUUGCUUACGAGAUACCAAAGAAAGAAGUUUCCUAAGCUUGAUCGUGCACCUUUUAAGAAUUUCGCUGAGAAGGCAAAGAGAAAGUUCAUUAUCAUGUGCGUGAUUAUACGAUUAUCUGUUCUACUUCAACGGAGUGAGAGUAUGGAUCUCCAAGAAGUUGAAUUUCUUGAAUCUACUGAUAGCUUCAAACUUGUGCUUAAACAACAAAACCAGGAUCCUUUGGUGAUGGGCUCUCAAGAUCAAGCAGAAGAAAAAUCCGAUGCAUUACAUAUGGAGCAAGAAGUUGAGCAUUUUAAAAGGCUAUUCAAGAAGGAAAUGGUGGUUGUUUUUCCUUCCUGAAAAUCAAUCAGACGGGUUUCUUAGCUCGACGGUAUUGAGCUGAAGCUUUCUCAGGUAGUCUUGAAGUGUUAAACUAUAUACCUCUCUGGAUGCAGAGAAAGAGCGGGAACUCUCUCCAGUGAUAGAGAAGUUUACCCUUAUAAUUGGCCUGAGACGGUGAGCAAAGAGACGGUGAAUCUACUAACCUCUGUAAAUUUUGGUCCCAACUCUUGUAUAACCCUACAUUGUAACUUCAUCUUUAGUGUGUUUUUUCUCUCUUCAUCUGUUGGUUUUUUAUUUUCGUUUGGUUUUAAACACAAGAACAACCAUAUUAUACUAAAGCGGAAUCUCACCAUUUGCGAGAUGCAUCAUUCUGACAA